AUGCCUCCCAGAAAGCCAGAUCCCAAGAAGGAUGACGCCAAGGCAGCCGCCAAGGCAGCUCCAGCUCCCGCACCUGCACCCGCACCUGCACCUGCACCAGAGCCCCCCAAGGAACCUGAGUUCGAUGUCUCCAAGGUCAAGAUCGAGUUUACACCGGAGCAGAUUGAAGAGUUCAAGGAAGCCUUCACGCUGUACGACCGCACACCCAAGUGUGAGAUGAAGAUCACGUAUGGGCAGUGUGGGGAUGUCCUGCGGGCGCUGGGCCAGAACCCUACACAGGCCGAGGUGCUCCGAGUCCUAGGGAAGCCAAAGCAGGAAGAGCUUAACUCCAAGAUGAUGGACUUUGACACGUUCCUGCCCAUGCUCCAGCACAUCUCCAAGAACAAGGACACGGGCACCUACGAGGACUUUGUGGAGGGGUUGAGGGUCUUCGACAAGGAGGGCAACGGCACGGUCAUGGGCGCCGAGCUCCGCCACGUGCUGGCCACGCUGGGUGAGAGGCUGACAGAAGAUGAGGUGGAGAAGUUGAUGGCUGGGCAAGAGGACUCCAAUGGCUGCAUCAACUACAAAGCAUUUGUCAAGCACAUCAUGUCCAGCUGAACCUCUUGCCCCAGAUCCCCUGUUGCCACCUCCCCAACUCCACCAAUUCCAGUUCUCAGCUGACGUCCCGCAGCCUUGCUUGCCCC
Mesoplodon densirostris (Blainville's beaked whale) is the source of this 686-nucleotide messenger RNA. RefSeq names its product myosin light chain 3 (gene MYL3). Lineage: Eukaryota; Metazoa; Chordata; Mammalia; Artiodactyla; Ziphiidae. The transcript is spliced from 7 exons. The record is from RefSeq and is a predicted model, not a curated record. Bases 1 to 600 code for a protein of 199 amino acids. Gene Ontology annotation, molecular function: calcium ion binding. Gene Ontology annotation, cellular component: myosin II complex.